CAAACCCUUUCUCAUAAUCACAACAACCCCAAAUUGUAACAGAAACAACAACAUCUCGUUCAUCAUGACUUCGUUAUUCAAUCGCAUCCGUAACAACCAUGUCUUCCAGAAGAUACUGCGCGUUCUCCAAUUCCUAUCCUCAGUCAUCUCCCUGGGAAUGUUCUCCUCUCGCCUCGCCAAAGUCUACCGCCUCGUUCACAACUUGCGCAACUCUUCCGGCGCGGUCGAAGGCAUCCUCGCAGCUGCAACUCUCUACACCAUCACCACUCUGAUCAUCAACUUCUGUCUCAAGGGCGGCGCUCCCAAGUUCUUGCGCUGGCUCCUGAUUGUCCUUGACAUUCUCUUCGUUGGUGGCUUCAUCGCUGUCGCUGUCUUGACUAGACCCCAUGGAGGUCUUAGCAGUCUGUGUGCUACACCUAAUGCUCGCAACGAUCCCAACAACCGCGACAAUGCGCUUUGCAAUCUGCCUCUUGCUACCUUUGGUCUUGCCAUCUUCAGCACACUGCUGCACGCCAUCACCGCCAUCUUUCACGAGGUCCGUGAUCACCACAGAAAGGACAAGGACUUUGUUUUCGCCGAGGAGGAGAUGAAGAGAAACCAUGACGGUCUCCAUGACUAAACACAUCGGAGACGUCAAAGCAAGUAGCCAGCGACUUUCCAGAGCUAGGAACCGGAGCAAGAUGCUCAGUCUUUCUACACAAUCACGCUGAAUGAGGACAAAGGAUACUUGACUGGCUGCUUGAUGAGUCAUGAAUUGUAAAAAGUAGUUUAUAGCGUACACCCUGAUAAUCUUUGCUGUUUAAAGAGCUUCCAGCCCUUAUCUCUUCACUCCCUCCAAAGCUCUCUUUGCUCAUUUUGUGUACAGAGUGAUUCCUCAAUCUUACAGAUACGGAUGAAGAGCAUCUUGUAUCCAAGAUGAAAGAACAUGAUGAAGUUUACAAUACAUGUGUCUCAAGCGUGUACGACAUGGUUUGAUCCUGGCUGCCUCUGAGUAUUUUCCUGUCCUUUCAUGUACCAAUUAGACAACAAGACUUGUCGCAAGAGAUCCUUCUGCAUUCACAUCUCUCGACUGUGUUUUGCAGUUCCUUCCUCCAAUGUAAGUGGACCUUUGUAGUCG
Molecule: messenger RNA, 1117 nt
Organism: Aureobasidium subglaciale EXF-2481
Lineage: Eukaryota; Fungi; Ascomycota; Dothideomycetes; Dothideales; Saccotheciaceae
Exons: 3
Coding region: 65-619 (184 amino acids)
Source: RefSeq, a predicted model, not a curated record